This is a messenger RNA of Bactrocera latifrons, 1307 nucleotides long. RefSeq names its product ubiquitin carboxyl-terminal hydrolase calypso (gene calypso). The record is from RefSeq and is a predicted model, not a curated record. Gene Ontology annotation, cellular component: cytoplasm. Gene Ontology annotation, molecular function: cysteine-type deubiquitinase activity. Gene Ontology annotation, biological process: protein deubiquitination; ubiquitin-dependent protein catabolic process. Lineage: Eukaryota; Metazoa; Arthropoda; Insecta; Diptera; Tephritidae.
GAGAUGCCCCGUUAGCAAUGGGCAGACAAAAUUGGCAAUAUUGCCAGUAAUAUAAAUUUUUUAAGUUUAUAUCACCUGUCGAGAUGCCCCGUUAUAUAUUAAUAAAGUAUUGGUAGCAAAAUAUAUCCUUCGUACUCGAUCAAGUGAUUACAAAAACUGUAUAAAAAAAUGUUUUAAUAACAAUAAUGUUCUAUAGCAGUAUAGAAUAUACAUAAAUUUGUGUAUUUGAGAUUUGUUCAUUCAAUAAUUGGUGCCGACUUCUUAAUCUCUACAAUGCCGGUAGAUAUAAAUCGAUUAACAGAUGGUUGGCUGGAAUUAGAGUCUGACCCAGGAUUAUUUACCCUUCUUUUGGAAGAUUUCGGAGUAAAAAAUGUGCAAGUAGAAGAGGUUUAUGAUCUACAUAAACCAAUCGAUGGCCCGGUGUAUGGAUUUAUUUUUCUAUUUCGAUGGAUAGAAGAAAGACGAGCUAGAAGAAAAAUUGUUGAGGCCACUGCUGAGAUAUUUGUGAAAGAUGAAGAAGAAGUUUCAAGUAUAUUUUUUGCACAACAAGUAGUCCCAAACAGUUGUGCAACGCAUGCCUUAUUAUCUGUCCUUUUAAAUAGCAAUGACGACGACUUAAACCUUGGAACAACAUUAAGUCGUUUAAAAGCUCAUACAAAAGGAAUGUGUCCAGAAAACAAAGGAUUGGCUAUUGGCAAUACACCUGAAUUAGCUUGUGCUCAUAAUUCACAUGCAAUGCCUCAAGCAAAACGGCGCUUGGACAAAAGUUCUAUUUCCGGAGUAUCUACCGGACGUUGUACAGGAGAAGCAUUUCACUUCGUUAGUUAUGUUCCAAUUAGUGGGCACCUAUUUGAAUUAGAUGGAUUAAAACCUUAUCCAAUAGAUCAUGGGCCUUGGAAAGAUCACGAAGACUGGACAGAUAAAUUUCGUUGUAUUAUGGCUGAUCGAUUAGGAAUUGCUACGGGUGAACAAGAUAUACGAUUCAAUUUAAUGGCUGUUGUACCUGACCGUCGAAUUGCUAUUACACAUAAGUUAAAAAUGUUGCGAACAAACCAAGCUAUUGUUUCCGGGACGUUACAAAAGCUUUUAAAAACCAGCGAUCCAGAAUGCACAAAUACUCUUCAACUUGAUAUGAACACCCGUGGAACAGCUGAGUAUAAAAUAAGUUCACCACCAUCUCCUGUAUUAGAAACGAACGCAUUUACAAUAAGAGACUUACAAUCUUUAUUAAAAAAUCUGGAUGCAGAAAUUUCUAUUAGCGAACAACAACUGAAUGACGAAAAUGAUAAGAGAUAUAUGUUUAAGGU